AGCCUCAUUACAGAAAAGUCAUUUGCUGUAAACAAAUUUAUUAAACUUAAUAAACAGUUAUAAAAAUGCUGAAAUUGUUAGUAGUUGCUUUGAGUGUAGCUUUGGUUGCAGAAGCCGCCCUGGUGCGUGUCCCACUGAAGAAAUCAAAUGUUGGCCAACAAAAACUGAGCAAUCUACGUUCCGAGGUAGCGGUGUUGAGUAGUAAAUAUGGCACAAAUACAUUGGCAGUCACCCCAGAGCAAUUAUCCAAUUAUCAGGAUAUGUCAUAUUAUGGCACGAUUGGGAUUGGUACACCCGCACAAACAUUUACAGUAAUUUUUGAUACCGGCUCCUCAAAUCUAUGGGUACCAUCAAGCUCUUGUCCAAGCAGUGAUACUGCUUGCCAAAAUCAUAAUAAAUACGACGGUAGCGCUUCAAGCACCUACGUAUAUAAUGGAGAAAGCUUCUCCAUUGCUUAUGGUACUGGCAGUUUAUCAGGAUAUCUCGUACAAGAUACUGUUACCAUUGGAGACAUGAGUAUAACUGGACAAACGUUUGGUGCUGCUACUUCAGAACCAGGUUCUACAUUUGUUGAUGCAGUAUUCGAUGGCAUAUUCGGUUUGGCUUAUCAAUCAAUAGCACAGGACAAUGUUGUACCACCAUUCUACAAUAUGUGGUCACAAAAUCUUAUUGACUCUAAUGUAUUUUCUGUUUAUUUGGCUCGUGCUGGUUCAAGUUCUAAUGGUGGUGAACUAAUUUUUGGCGGUACUGACUCAUCAUACUACACUGGCGCUAUGACUUAUGUACCCAUUUCUAGUGAAUCCUACUGGGAAUUCAGUGUUAACUCGAUAGCCGUCAAUGGUGUAACAGUUUGUGAGGGUUGUCAAGCAAUUGCUGAUACUGGCACUAGCUUGAUUGCAGUACCUUAUGGUGUAUAUGAAUCUGUACAGAAUGCCAUUGGUGCUCAACCAAAUGAGAUGGGUGAAUACUUCGUCGACUGCAGCUCAAUUUCUAGCUUGCCUACUAUGUAUUUGAAUAUUGGAGGCACACAAAUGAGCCUUGCGCCCUCUGACUAUAUUGUUGAUACCGAUGGUGGUUGUAUGUCUGGAUUUGAAACUAUCGGAACAUCAUUCUGGAUUUUGGGUGAUGUGUUCCUUGGCAAAUAUUAUGCUGAAUUUGAUAUGGGUAAUAGUCGUAUUGGUUUUGCUCAAGCUGUUUAAAUUUGAUGUUAAGUUUCUUAUAUAAAAUAAUACGAACAUAUAGAAUACGACUUGUGAUUACUAAUAAUAUGAAAUAAUUAUAAUUUCAAAUAAA
Messenger RNA from Teleopsis dalmanni, 1293 nucleotides. RefSeq names its product lysosomal aspartic protease-like. Gene Ontology annotation, molecular function: aspartic-type endopeptidase activity. The coding region runs from base 66 to 1199 and encodes 377 amino acids. The record is from RefSeq and is a predicted model, not a curated record. The transcript has a single exon. Gene Ontology annotation, cellular component: lysosome. Gene Ontology annotation, biological process: proteolysis; cell death. NCBI's taxonomy places the organism in Eukaryota, Metazoa, Arthropoda, Insecta, Diptera, Diopsidae.